AUGGAUAAAUCUUGGAUGCAUAUUGAAGAUAGAUUGCGGUCCCAUGAAUAUGCUGAAGGAGUUAAUCAUUUCUUAUCAAUGGCUCAAUCCAAUUCUCCUUCCAGUGACUCCAUUAGGUGCCCUUGUCGGAUAUGUCAUAAUAACUUCUUCCAGCCAUUUACUGUUAUAUUUCAUGGAGAAGAUGAUCCUUUUCAUGCCAACCGGUCAGACGAUGAGGAUGAUGGAGAUGAUACUGGAGAGUACAUUGAUGACGUCGAUGAGAUGUUAGAUGACAUUCGGGUGGGAUCCUUCAUGGAUGAUAUUAUCGGUUUAAAUGCUAGUGGUAGUGAUGAUGAUAAUGCACAGCCCAACGUUGGGACUUCUAGACACCAGACGUUUGAACAGUACGUCGAGGAUGCAAGUCGUCCACUAUAUCCAUCGUGUACAACCUACUUAAAGCUAUCAUUUAUGGUGAAGUUGCUUCACAUCAAGACAAUCGGGGGUUGGAACGUGAAGUCAUUUAACAUGGUGCUAAAGCUAUUGAAGUCUGCAUUCCCGAGUGCUCUCUUGCCUGAAGACUAUAAUGAUGCACGUCAGCUAGAGCGUGGGUUGAGAUUUAGUUACACCAAAAUCCAUGUAUGCCCAAAUGACUGUAUGUUGUUUUGGAAAGAUGAUGAAGACAAAGAUGAAUGCUCUAAAUGCAACGCAUCUAGGUGGAUCUCAAUGACGAGUAAACACCGGGUACCUCAGAAAGUGAUGCGUUAUUUUUCAUUGAAGCCUAGGUUGCAAUGCCUUUAUCUAUCGAAGAAGACAGCAAAAGCCAUGCGAUGGCAUAAAGAGGGUUGUAUUGAUGAUUCGAACUGUAUGAGGCAUCCAGCUGAUUCCAAAGUUUGGAAAGAUUUUGACAGGAAACAUGAUUGGUUUGCCAAAGAUUCUCGUAAUGUCCGUCUUGGACUGGCGAGUGACGGGUUCAACCCGUUCAAUAACAUGAGCAAGCCCUAUAGUAUAUGGCUAGUAAUACUUGUACCUUACAACUUGCCACCUUGGUCUUGCAUAAAAGACCCAUACUUUAUGUUGACCUGUUUGAUACUUGGUCCUAAAUCACCAGGAAAUGAUAUCGAUGUCUUCAUGCAUCCUUUAGUUGAUGAGUUGAAAGAAUUAUGGGAGGUUGGUAUUGAGACAUAUGAUGCAUUCAGUUCUGAUGUUUUCUGA
Messenger RNA from Carya illinoinensis, 1191 nucleotides. RefSeq lists its product as uncharacterized. The coding region runs from base 1 to 1191 and encodes 396 amino acids. The record is from RefSeq and is a predicted model, not a curated record. The transcript is spliced from 2 exons. Lineage: Eukaryota; Viridiplantae; Streptophyta; Magnoliopsida; Fagales; Juglandaceae.